Molecule: messenger RNA, 993 nt
Organism: Adineta ricciae
Lineage: Eukaryota; Metazoa; Rotifera; Eurotatoria; Adinetida; Adinetidae
Source: the annotation of a GenBank genome assembly
AUGUUUGAUUUGAUUGGAAUAGGAAAUGUUCGUUUAGUGCUGAUUUAUCGAUUGAUUGUGUUUCUUCCUCGAGAUUUUCUUCGAUUUCAAAUACGAAAUAUUCGGCAAAUUCAUUCGGUUUAUCAUUUCAUCAAUUUGAUUUGGUUAAUUUUGUCAUUUGGAUGGAUUCUCAUUUCGUUACUAUUCGUUUUCUUGUCAGUUUGCCGAUUUGAUCAAUGUCAUACAUCGACUUUAUUUUACAAUUCCGCGUCUUUUCUUUAUUUCUUGUCAAGUUUUAUCGAAUUACUCUCUGAGCCAUUGUAUUUAUUAAGCAUUUUCACGAAGAACGAAUCCAUUCAUGAAUUUAUUCAAAUCUUUGCUUCAAUAAUCGGAUUUGGUCUUCGAACGUAUUUAAUUUCUCAAAAUCCUGACAAAUGUUUAAUUUAUUUUGGAUUUGGUUAUUUAAUAUAUUCAUCAAUAAUAGCCAUAAGUUAUUUUGGAUACUUUUUUCUGCAAACUCAAUCGAAGCGUCGUGAAAUCUUUUUGAUUUCAUCGUUAUUCGAUUUAGUCUUCAAACCGGUUUUUCCUUUUCUCAAUCACAAGUAUCUUUCAAGUGAAAUGAAAGAAUUUCUCAGCGAAAAACUCUUCAGAGAAAGUCAUUUUUAUUUGUUUAUCAUCUUUUCUCUUGUGUCAGAUGGUCAACAAGGAAUCUUUUAUUUCAUUUCGAUCUUUUCAUCUCUUCUUUCUCCAGCAAUCGAACAAAUCUCUUUAAAUUAUUUCCAACGAACUUUCUCUCUGAUCAAAACCACUAAAAUCACAUCGAAAGAUGAACGAACGAUGAUAUUGAAUAGUUUAACAUUAUUAAACAAUUUUCAAAAUCUUUUUGUGAAAUUGUUUGGAUUAAUAAUGAUAUUUGCGUUUUCAUUUCAUUAUCAAACAUUAAAUUUAUAUUUAAUUGCAGUUUUGUGUCAAGAAAUAAAUUUAUUCAAUGAAUCUUAUUCAACAUUUCUGUGA